This is a messenger RNA of Mollisia scopiformis, 2820 nucleotides long. Its product is annotated as FTHFS-domain-containing protein. Gene Ontology annotation, molecular function: methylenetetrahydrofolate dehydrogenase (NADP+) activity; methenyltetrahydrofolate cyclohydrolase activity; ATP binding. Gene Ontology annotation, biological process: tetrahydrofolate interconversion. Gene Ontology annotation, cellular component: cytosol. Lineage: Eukaryota; Fungi; Ascomycota; Leotiomycetes; Helotiales; Mollisiaceae. The transcript has 5 exons. The record is from RefSeq and is a predicted model, not a curated record. The coding region runs from base 1 to 2820 and encodes 939 amino acids.
AUGACUGCCACCAAGAUUGAUGGCACUGCCAUUGCAAAGAAGAUCCGCGAGAAGAUCCACACCGACAUUGAGAAUGCUCACAAAGUCAAUCCGAGAUUCAAGCCCUCCCUCAAGAUCAUCCAAGUGGGCGAUCGGUCAGACUCAACUACUUAUGUUCGCAUGAAGUUGAAAGCUGCAGAAGAGGCCGCCAUUGACUGCGAACUCCUGCAAUUCCCCGAGUCUGUCACCGAGACUGAGCUCCUCGAGGAGAUCACUCGUCUCAAUUAUGAUACAACUGUACACGGAAUUUUAGUCCAACUCCCAGUACCGAAGCACAUCUCAGAGUAUGAAAUUACAUCGGCAGUCGCAGAUGAGAAAGAUGUUGAUGGCUUUGGUGCUAUGAACAUUGGAGAGCUUGCGAAACGAGGAGGUCGCCCUCUCUUCACACCUUGCACACCGAAAGGUGUGAUGGUCCUGCUGGAAGAGAGCGGUGUAGAUCUCAAGGGCAAGAAUGCCGUGGUACUUGGGCGCAGUGAUAUUGUUGGGAGCCCAGCUAGUUUUCUGCUGAAAAACGCAGAUGCUACUGUCACCGUCUGCCAUUCACGGACGAAGAAUCUGGAAGAGCAUAUCAAGAAUGCGGAUGUCCUCGUUGCUGCUAUAGGAAAAGCCAACUUUGUCAAGGGCGAGUGGCUGAAGCCUGGAGCUGUUAUCAUCGAUGUCGGCACAAACUUCGUUCCCGAUGACACCAAGAAAUCUGGUCAGAGACUUGUUGGCGAUGUUGAUUUCGCGUCCGCAUCCGAAGUCGCUUCCCAAAUUACCCCUGUACCAGGUGGAGUUGGUCCAAUGACUAUUGCUAUGCUCUUGCAGAACGUUGUCGACUCAGCUACUAUGUACUUCGAGCGACAGAAGGCCAGGACCAUCAAGCCCCUGCCUCUUAAGCUGAAGGAGCCCGUACCCUCAGAUAUUGCGAUCUCUCGCGCUCAGCACCCUAAGCAAAUCACCCGUAUCGCUCAAGAGAUCGGUAUUGCUGGCCAUGAACUUGAGCCAUAUGGUGCUUACAAGGCCAAGGUGGAUCUAAGCAUCCUCAAACGUCUGGAGCAUCGCCGUAAUGGUCGAUACGUUGUUGUCACCGGUAUUACUCCCACGCCACUUGGAGAGGGAAAGUCCACCACUACAAUGGGUAUAUCUCAAGCCAUUGGAGCUCAUCUGAACAGAAUUGCUUUCGCAAACGUUCGCCAGCCGAGUCAAGGACCGACCUUUGGUAUCAAGGGAGGAGCGGCCGGAGGAGGAUACUCACAGGUUAUUCCUAUGGAUGAGUUCAAUCUCCAUCUCACUGGUGAUAUUCAUGCCAUUUCUGCAGCCAACAACCUCUUAGCUGCCGCCAUUGAGACAAGAAUGUUUCAUGAAAACACGCAAAAGGACGGGGCCCUAUAUAAACGACUUGUUCCUGUGAAGAAGGGCAAGCGAGAAUUCCAACCUAUUAUGUUCCACCGACUGAAGAAGCUUGGCAUCACCAAGACCGAUCCCAACGAGCUUACAGAGGAUGAGAUCCACCGUUUCGCACGAUUGGAUAUUGAUCCGGAGACCAUCACAUGGAGACGUGUUUUGGAUGUCAAUGAUCGCCAUCUUCGAGGUAUCACAGUUGGCACAGCUGCUACAGAAAGAGGACAGACUCGAGAGACGGGUUUCGAUAUCUCAGUUGCCAGUGAGUGUAUGGCUAUCCUUGCUCUCAGCAGCGACCUCAAUGAUAUGAGAGAGCGACUGGGUAGAAUGGUCAUCGGCUCUUCCAGAAAUGGUGAUCCGGUUACUUGCGACGAUAUUGGAGCAGGUGGUGCUCUCACUGCUUUGAUGAAGGAUGCAAUUAAGCCCAAUCUCAUGCAAACAUUGGAAGGCACGCCCGUUUUCGUCCACGCUGGACCUUUUGCUAAUAUCAGCAUUGGAGCUAGCUCGGUGCUCGCUGACAAGCUUGCAUUGAAGCUUGCUGGUACUGAAGCAGAUGAAGAUCACGAAGCAAAGGCUGGCUUUGUUAUCACCGAAGCUGGUUUCGACUUUACCAUGGGAGGAGAGCGUUUCUUCAACAUCAAGUGCCGUUCAUCUGGCCUUGUCCCUGAUGUCGUUGUCAUUGUAGCAACAGUCCGAGCUCUGAAGGUUCACGGCGGUGGACCGCCAAUUGCUCCUGGUGCAGCUCUUGACAAAGUAUAUCGUGAAGAGAACGUCGAGAUUCUUCGGAAGGGCUGCGUUAACCUGAGGAAGCAUAUCUCAAAUGCCAAGACGUUCGGUGUUCCUGUGGUUGUAGCUAUCAACAAGUUCGAGACGGAUACUGCUGCAGAGAUCGAAGUUAUCCGCGAAGAGGCCAUCGCCGCUGGUGCUGAAGACGCCAUUCCAGCCAACCACUGGGCGGAAGGUGGAAAGGGCGCAGUUGACCUCGCUAAGGGUGUAAUUGCUGCCAGCGAGAAGGAGAAAGACUUCAAGCUCCUUUACAGCCUUGAUGGCGAUGUGCAAACACGAAUUGAAGCCAUCGGCAAGCAGAUGUAUGGAGCAGAGAAAGUUGAGUUCAGCGAGAUUGCUCAGAAGAAAGUGGAUACAUACACGAAGCAAGGCUUUGGUAACCUGCCGAUCUGCGUCGCCAAGACACAAUAUUCGUUGUCCCACGAUCCUGAUCUCAAGGGAGCACCAACUGGGUUCACUGUUCCUAUCAGAGAUGUUCGAUUAGCUGCUGGAGCAGGAUACCUCUAUGCAUUGGCCGCCGACAUCCAAACAAUCCCAGGUUUGCCAACAGCUCCAGGAUAUCUCAAUGUCGAUGUCGACACCGAAACCGGCGAAAUUGAUGGCCUCUUCUAG